Messenger RNA from Vicia faba (fava bean), 1119 nucleotides. Lineage: Eukaryota; Viridiplantae; Streptophyta; Magnoliopsida; Fabales; Fabaceae. The record is from the annotation of a GenBank genome assembly.
AUGGAGUCCGAACUCCAAGACGUAAAUUCCAAACCACCAAAACAACCCGACCCGGUUCUCGACGACAGUCCUCUCCUCAAACCGAUUACAAUCUUCGCCUCCGACACCGACGAACUCGAGAACAAAUUCGCCGCGUACGUCCGACGCGAUGUUUACGGAACAAUGGGACGCGGCGAGUUACCGACGAAGGAGAAGGUGUUGUUGGGGGUUGCAUUGGUGACGCUUGUUCCGGUGAGAAUGGUUGUGGCGAUGGCCUUGUUGUUGUUGUAUUAUUUGAUUUGUAGGGUUUGUACGUUGUAUUCUGUUCCGAAUCGGGAGGAUGAACAGGAGGAUUUUGCGCAUUUAGUUGGAUGGAGAAGGAUCGUUAUUGUUCAGUGUGGGAAAGCGCUUUCUAGGAUCAUGCUUUUUGUUUUAGGGUUUUAUUGGAUUACGCAAUCGUGUCGCGUUGAAAACCCUACCUCCAAUGAGAAGGAAAGCAAAAGCCAGCCUGAAGAGACAGGAAGACCCGGUGUAAUAAUAUCUAAUCAUGUAUCAUACGUGGACAUUUUGUAUCACGUGUCUAAAUCAUUCCCAAGUUUUGUUGCUAAGAGAUCAGUGGCUAAGCUUCCUCUAAUUGGUCUCAUCAGUAAGUGUCUUGGUUGUAUCUACGUUCAGCGGGAGUCCAAGACAUCAGACUUCAAGGGUGUUUCAGCCGUUGUCACCGAAAGAAUUCGAGAAGCUCAUCGAAAUUCAUCUGCUCCAAUGAUGAUGUUAUUUCCAGAAGGUACAACCACAAAUGGAGAAUAUCUCCUUCCAUUCAAGAGUGGUGGUUUUUUGGCACAUGCACCAGUACUUCCUGUAAUUUUAAAUUACCGUUACCAGAGAUUUAGCCCUGCCUGGGAUUCCAUAUCUGGGCUGCGUCAUGUGAUUUUUCUUUUCUGUCAGUUUGUAAAUUAUAUGGAGGUGACAGAGUUACCUAUGUACUCUCCCUCACAAGAGGAGAAGGAUAAUCCCAAACUAUAUGCAAAUAAUGUUAGAAGGUUGAUGUCUACUGAGGGUAAUUUGAUACUUUCAGAUAUUGGGCUAGCUGAGAAACGAAUAUAUCACUCUGCUCUUAAUGGUUUGUUUUCCCAAUGCUAA